CACGUGGUGGGUGGGGGGGGCGUGCCGGGUCACGUGAGCGGCUCGCCAUGGCGGAGCGCGCCGCGCGGGGAUUCGGAGAGGCGCUCGCGGUGGAGACGCACGGAGAGGCUGCUCAACUGCACCACUCGAUUGACACCAUGCUGACACGCCUCGAGGAGUUUUGCAGCAUGCUGGACAUGAUGCGCAGAGAUUCAUCUCAGGUUGUGUCUACGAGCCUGCCCGAGAUCCUGGAGCAAGCAGCUGCCAUGACCACCAUUUUCCACCGGGUUGAUCAACUGGAGGCAUUUGUGCGACUCGUGGGGAGGGACGUGCAGGCCAUGGAGGACGCUGUCGUUGCGGCCGAGCGGGAGCAAGGCUCCCUCCCGCACUCCAUGACCAAGUUCUUCCGCUCCAUCAGCAUGCCCUCCUUCCUCAGCAAAUCGUCCGGUCCUGAUGAGGCCUCAGCUCCAACUUCCUUGCCCAGCAUCCCUGCUGUGUUCCACACAGAAGACUUCAUCAAGUGCCAGGAGACUGCUUGUUGGCCAGAGGAUCUGGGACUCAACGACAUGCGGGAUUCUAACUGAAAUUUUAGAGAAAUCAGUCAACCACUCUUCCGCAUCUGCACAUAAAAGUUUUUUUUUAUCGACCUCUGGGGUUUUCAAACCAAUAUUUAUCCAGCAGUAUUUCUUUAAACAAGAAAACUCUAAACUGGCUUUAAUUUUUUUGGAUCUUGCCAGUGUGUGAGAAAAAAUAUAUUGCUGGGUCACUAUCGAUUUUUGGCAAGAGCACUUUGACAAAGUAGAGGGGCAGUGACAUGGCCAAUGCAACGGCAGGUUCACCGUUUUUUCAGGGGUUCGUGGUUUUUAUCCGGCAGGCUGCUCCGUGUAUUAAUAAAAUAAGUGCCAUCUGCUUCUAUCACAGUGGGCGUGAAGAGAUCCCGUGACAUCAUUCAAAACGAGUAGAAAUUACCUGUAAAUAACUCAAUUGGCAUUACACGCAGCAAUCAUCGGCCCCUAAUGGCAGACUAAGUGCUGAGUCACCUUGUGAUGCACAGGGACAGCUGUCACUGGGGGUGCCCUUUUAAUGUUGAGAUGAGACGUGGUGUAACGCACUGUGAGAUAGAGGCAUUUUCGUGCCAUAUACUGUACAUGCAAAUAUUAGUAAAGCACGAGCCCCCAGCCAAUGCAAAUAGUAAAAAAAUAACACAUUGAUGAGGGGUUAUGGGGAUUACUGUUGGGCUGACAGAAAACCCUGCUGCUGUUGCCUGGAUGACGGCAUGACCGGGAAUAAACAUUCAAUGAAUACAGAAA
Molecule: messenger RNA, 1289 nt
Organism: Lethenteron reissneri (Far Eastern brook lamprey)
Lineage: Eukaryota; Metazoa; Chordata; Hyperoartia; Petromyzontiformes; Petromyzontidae
Product: biogenesis of lysosome-related organelles complex 1 subunit 4-like
Cellular component (GO): BLOC-1 complex
Source: RefSeq, a predicted model, not a curated record